Molecule: messenger RNA, 4018 nt
Organism: Colletotrichum scovillei
Lineage: Eukaryota; Fungi; Ascomycota; Sordariomycetes; Glomerellales; Glomerellaceae
Exons: 4
Coding region: 89-1750 (553 amino acids)
Molecular function (GO): steroid hydroxylase activity; heme binding; oxidoreductase activity, acting on paired donors, with incorporation or reduction of molecular oxygen
Source: RefSeq, a predicted model, not a curated record
CUGUUGGUGGCGUGGAAAAGCAGCGUGAUGUUUGCGUUCCACAACGUACGACCUGAACACCUCCCCGUUGGUCAAACCAGCGCUCUUCAUGCUCAUAAUGCCUUCAAAAGUAUUGAGCAUAUUUGAGUGGGUCUCUACCCAUUUUACAACGGCUGCCAUCGCACUCUUGAUACCCGUAAUACUGCUAGUCUGCCUCCGCCGGCCAGGUCAAGAUGAGCCACCGUCACUUCCCGAGGUCGUGCCUUUCAUCAGCAACACUUAUCAAUACAUGACGGAUAUCAGAAGACUUAUGGAGCGUGCAAGCCGUUCAAUGAAUCACAGCAACAUCGUCAAAUUCUACCUAGGACCAAUGCGCGUAUACUUUGUACAGGGGGGAGAGAGCGUGCAAGCCAUGUUUCGAUCGUCUACCAGCAUCAGCUCGAACAAGUUCAUUCUACUGGUUAUGAGAAACCUGCAAGGGUCCGCCCAAAAAGACGUCGACAAGUUCGCAAACGACCUCUCGGGGCGGCAAAGGGUACCUGCACCCGGCUACGAAAACACACCGCAAGAGGAGCGAUAUUGGUACACUUUGCAUCACAUUACCGUUGAGCAUCUAUCACGCGCAGAGCCCACUGCUCAUUUGGCAGAGACUUACACAAACUUCUUUAACGAGGCAUUGGAAAAGCAGCCUGUGGGCCAGUGGGCGACCGUUUGUCUUCUGGAAUUCUUAAAGAAAGAAAUGUGUGCGAGCGCCAUCAGGUCGUUCUGCGGCACCGAGUUACUGGAGAUGUUUCCGGACUACGUUGAGCAGUUCUGGCGUUUCGACAGCAUCGCUUUUCAGGUUGUGUAUGGGCUUCCAAAGUGGAUCAACAGCGGUCCGGUAAAUGAACGCGAUAAGUUGAACGGCAUGACGCAGAAAUAUCUGGGAAAAGCCUUUGCAAAAUUCGAUUGGGACGGUCCUGCGGUUGAUUCCAUCUGGGAGCCCACGUUCGGAUCAAGCUACGUCCGCAAGAUGACCAAAUGGCUACACGACACAGAUAUGGCUCCGGAGACUCAGGCCGGCUUCUACAUGAUUGCGAUAUUUGGAAUAAACGCGAAUACAAUACCAAUCACCACAUGGGCGAUGAUUGAGCUCUUGCGAGAUCAGGAGCUAUUCCAAGCAGUUCGCAGCGAGGCCCUCGAGACCCUCAAUGUGGAUCCCGUCACCGGGAAUCGGACCUUCAAUGUAUCCAAGCUCAUCUCAAUGCCGCUGAUGCAGUCUAUCUAUACGGAGUGCAUGCGUCUCCACGUCUCCAUUGCGCUCUCCAGAGAAGUCGUCGAGACGACCACGCUUCAUGGCUUCCGCUUGGAGAAAGGCUCAAUGAUUCAGGCUCCGACGCAUCUUGUGCACUUGGACGAGCAGAUAUGGAGCCAGGAAGGGCAUUCUGCUUCUGAGUUCUGGGCAGAGAGACAUGUAAAGCAUGUGAAGAAAGUAGAAGAAGGUACUAAUCGACUUACCACCGAAAAGCAGUUUGUAUUGGCUGGAAAAACCACUGAGUUCAUCCCAUUUGGUGGUGGACAAUCCAUGUGUCCAGGGCGGUUCUUUGCCAAACAAGAGAUUCUUCUCACAAUCGCCAUCCUAGUCACAAAGUUCGAGAUGGAGUUUGUUGAGUGGACAAAUUUGGACGGGUCCAAGUCUGAUCGACCCCCUGUGGAUGAUGAACGGUACUUUGGUACAGCUGCUGUACCUCCGGAUCGCGAUGCCAAGGUACGGUGGAAGAAACUCUGGUGACUUUUUUAAUUACAUCUCUUCUUAUGAGUUGGUGCGUGAAGUAAGAUGUGAUAAGUAAGGUGAAUAGGUCUCAAAAUCACAUGUUAACUUAGGCUGUGGGUGUAUGUUCGCAACUUUGCUCUCUAGUGAGUUAUGAUUUCUGCUAAAUGUGUGCCUUAUGUACUAAUGAUAACUAUGAACAUGAAGGGAAUCCCACGGUGACGGCUCAUACUUGCGAAGUUGUCGUCGGCAAUGAGACGGACACUGCUCCUCAAGCGUCACUCGGAAGGAUAGAAGGGUCAGCAUUCUCGACCAACAUCUGUACAUACUCAUCGAACCAAGCACCAGCCCUAGGUGCACCCUCAAGACCACAGCGUCCGUCGCUCUCGCCACCUGGCUUCACCCACACAAUGGAGUCAAUAUGGGUGUUGUUCACCGGCGUGCCAGGCUGCAUACCGAACCCGGCUGGAUGGACAUUGCACCAUUCACCCCACUCGGCUCUGCUGUUGGAGACACGGCCUUGGUCGAUGAUAAAUCGCGAUGGCAAACCUUCAGCCUCUAAGUACGGAGAAAGGGAUAGCGCGUAGUUGUUCUCGUCAUACGAGUUGCUCCAUUCUGUGUAGUUGGCGCGGGGGUUGGCGUGGAAGGGAUUGUAGUUUGAGACGUUGGUUGAGAAACCGCGGAUCUUGGUGUUAUUGCCGGCUUUCUGGACGACCUUGGCGAAGAGCUUCGCGGCUAUGAUCAUUGUCAGUAAUUCAUGUCGUCUGAAAGUGAGUAUUUUUCAAUCACGAGACUUACAAGGCUCUAGGUUAUCGUUCCAGCCUAGCCAUCCACCAUGAGCAGCAUCGAUGUAGAGGUUGACGUGGUCAUACUGCAAGCUUGAAAUAGCAUACGCAAUACCAUCCUCGUACACCGGUUGCGCCUUGGCACAGAACUCGAUUCCCAAGUUCGUUACAAGGUUCGCCAAGGAAUCCGGCUCGAGAACAACGGCAAAGGUCAAGUCACUGGCAGCAGCCAGCUUCUCUGCGUAUGGCUUGACAAAGGUCUCCUUGUACAACUCAAGCCCGUUGUUCUCGCUACUAAAUUCGCCAGCACUCUCUCCUGCACUGCAAUCUCUGUCAGGGAGGUCGUAGAGUACCAGACCAAUAAUUUGCUGCUCGCCCGUCUUAGACUGUACGGCACGGGCUCGCUCAAUGGCCGUGUCGAUAUUUGCCAGACCAGCAACGUCUGCAACCCAGACGAAUGUACCGAUAUCUUGAAUGGUUCGGACCUUGCCUGCAUUUACGGUGUCACCCUUGGCGACGAAGGCAUCGUGCGUCUGUUCAAGCUUAUUGGCCCAGUCUGGGUUGGCGUAGAGCUUCUUCCCGUCGAAGGGAUUUGUUGUGUCGUUGCCGGUGCCUGCACGGCGGAAGUGAUGCCUUCUCGUACCAAAGCGAGGUGAUGCCGAUACUGCUCCCAGGGUGGAAAGAAGAGUGAGAAGUGAAGCGAAACGCAUUUUGACGAUUGUCUGAACGAGCAGCUACUCGACCGGCGGGUUUGCUUGCGUGGAUAUCAACUCAUUCGCAAUAGCUUCUCCGUGUAGCCAACUUGCUGCUUCUUAUACCCCGAGAGCUGGUCCAGUGAUCACAUUUGCCACGGCAGUAUCUCUCCCAUACCGGAUUGAACGUCGCCAUGUCAAGAACGGAGCCAAAGGCGCCUCGCUACAAUGCGACGGUUAUGAUUAACCCAAGGGCCGUCAACCCAGUUCUCCGUCCGAGAAGCCUAAUUGAGAGAGGAUCGACGCACGAUCCAGGGCAAAGCGCCUGACUCGAUGCAGUAUGCGAUGGUGAAAUGUGAGAAAUAGAUUGCAGGCCGAACAAUCGUUGGGUUCCGGCUGCCGUCCCUGGCAGGUGGCUGAGAUCUGAUUUGUCGGGAAAUAACAAGAUGCUCAAAUUGCCGAGCUAGGCCAAGAUCCUUGAUUGGAACCGACGGCUUCUCUUCCGAACUCCCAAUUCGGAGCCACGUACCUGGCCGCUCACCUCUGGACAACUGGCCUUUUGGACUUUCCAUUCUGAGCCUGUAACACAACGGCACUAAGAUUGAAUGUUUCAAAAGCAUGACUUCCUAGCCAUGGAGAGUUGUGCACGUGAUAUUAGAUACUGCUUGAUUCGGGAUAUCGGGCUAUCGAACCGUCAACCCACAAGGGUCAAGGACAAUUAUACACCGUAGUCUAUUUCCAGAUCCAUGAAGGUUCCCUGAUUGUAUUACUGCUAUUUGUUUCUGAUUGUAUUAAUCAGUUAAUCAGACGGC